AGUUACCCGCUGAGACUUAGAAAUUCGUGAGAGAGAGAGCGCUGGCUGGGUCUGGUAACAGUGCUGCGGCUGGUUGCGUACACCAACAAGUGACUGUCGCUGCCCGCUCGCCCCGCGCUCGCCCUUGGCUCAGUCUCACGCUCGCCGUCGCGGAGUGGAGACGAAUCGAGUGCCCGUCGCUUCUCCUCCUACCUGAUCGCCUCAGUAAUUGUUUCUCCCUGAUCCCUAAAGCAGACGACAUAACAUAAAUUCCUCUCAGUUCACCCGAAGUGUGUCGAAUCGGUCACACUCACUGCUUAGUGUCGCACUGCACGCACACACGUCUCUGUCCGAACGCCAGAUUGUGUCAACUUCCCACACGUGUCUUGCAAUUCUCGCCGAAGUUGACUGAGCGGAAGGAGAUUUCUAAAAUCACAGCACGAACUCGAGAAAACAGACAUCCGGGCUCUCGCUCUUCCCUUCUCGGGCUGGUUCCAAGCUUCAGCACGAAGACGAAUUUGGGUUCUCGCUUAAUGGGAACGGUUUUCUGGUCGAACUCACACAGCUGACUCUGAGUACUCGAGACUUUCGAAACCUCACUCGAUUUCCAUUCUAGUUGUGGAAAAGAUAAACAAGCCCAGCAUUUCCUUGAAGACCCCGAGUCGGUCUUCCGGGAAAGCCCUCAGUCUCUAAGACGUCCCUUUGGAGUAGUGACAGUGUCUGCAUUGGCGUUCAAGGUGUCCUCAAGUCCCGAAAGUGUCCCUUGCUCCCCCGUCAGUGCCCCUGCGAACACCAUGGCGGCGGCACUUGUAGCCCGAGGGCCCGUUCGCUCUCGCUCUACUGAGAUCCUUUGCGUGGGUUCCUUCAGCAUCGUGGUGGACAGCGUGGACGGCGACGUAACCGGUGGCCCUGCAGACGACGAGGUGUUCGGCGAGGACGGGGCGCUACCGGGGGGCGGAGGCGGGGGCGACGGCGACGCCUCCAACGCCUCCAGCCGGGGCUCCAGGACCUCCAUCAGCAAGGAGGAGACAGACGCCAAGCUCGCGCUCUUCAGGGUGAGGAUCUGUGCUGUUUCGUUCGAGUGUCUGUAUGGCUAAUGUUUCCUCCCCUGGAGUCAGUGCGGGG
Molecule: messenger RNA, 1104 nt
Organism: Penaeus vannamei (Pacific white shrimp)
Lineage: Eukaryota; Metazoa; Arthropoda; Malacostraca; Decapoda; Penaeidae
Source: RefSeq, a predicted model, not a curated record